Molecule: messenger RNA, 501 nt
Organism: Adineta steineri
Lineage: Eukaryota; Metazoa; Rotifera; Eurotatoria; Adinetida; Adinetidae
Source: the annotation of a GenBank genome assembly
AUGGCUUCAUUGAAUGAUACACGUACAUCGGACAAUUCACUUUUAUGUCCAUUAACAUUAGAGUUAUUUCGUGAUCCAGUUUUAGCACAAGAUGGUCAUACAUAUGAGAGAGUAGCAAUUGAAGAAUGGAUACGAAAAACUGGUUCGAGUCCAUUAACGCGACAACCCUUAUCUAUGGAAUAUUUAUAUUCAAAUCUUGUUGUUAAAAAAAUAAUUGAUAACUUUGAAACAUUAACACGUAAUAAAAAAUAUCAAUUCAUACUUGAUGUCGAUGUGAAAAAGGCUAAAGGUCGACCAUUAUUUCAAACAUAUGGUAAAUCGAUUUUUAACGCUGAAUGGUUACCAACAAAUGAAAAUCGACCAAAAAUACUUAUUUUAAAAAUAAAUGGUGCUCGUGCAAGCAAAGAAGCAUCAUUCUAUGUCGAAUUAAGUCGUCAUCCUCAUGUUGUUCGAACAUUUGGUUUUGUAGGAAAUAAAAAUAUGAAUGAUGACAUUGAUUAA